Angiostrongylus costaricensis is the source of this 1089-nucleotide messenger RNA. Lineage: Eukaryota; Metazoa; Nematoda; Chromadorea; Rhabditida; Metastrongylidae. The record is from the annotation of a GenBank genome assembly.
AUGGCGGGUAAUUUUUGUAUCGACUGCCUUCGUAAUAGUUGUCCUCACCCUAGUGGCUUCUGUUAUUGGCGUACUGUUGUUCGGUCCGAAGCCAACUUCCACGAUUCGCAGUGUGCGCGACGAGACAUAAACAGUCAUUAUUUUACUAAAUUGCCGUAUUUAUUAUUAGGGUGGAGUGGUUCCAUCCUACCUGUUCAGUAUUCGUCGUUCGAUGCUUCCUCGCUUCACGCACCUUCGUCGCCGAGGAGAUACGAAGCCGAUAUGUCGGCCAAUCACCUGCUGACACUCCUGAUCACAAAGCGGAAGGUGUGCUUGCUGGAGGCGACCACAGGCGAUGAAGUAAGGAGCAGAGAGCUGUACUUGGCCGAACAUAUCGAAACUGCUCGCCUCCUCUAUCACUCAAACCUUAGCCAUUCCGGAGUGCCAGUUCAUCCGCUUCAAUUUCAACGCUAUAUUCGAUCACUGGGUGUAGACAACGAUUGUCACGUGAUAAUCUACGACAGGGGACAAAUGAUCUGGAGCACCUACGCAGCAUGGAUUUUUAAGCUCUUCGGACACCGUCGCGUUUCUAUUUUGAGUGGCGGUUUCCUUGGUUGGAAAGCACAACAGGCCAGAUCGUUGCAAUACCGAACCAAUAGUGGUGAAGAAAGUGGACGAUCACAAGGAGAUCUGCUGUCAACGUGGAAUCAAUCUGUGGUGAUUACUUUUGACGAUGUCCUUCUCAAUAUCGAACUUCAUAACUUUGAUAUCGUUGACGCUCAAACAAAAGAGGAAUACAAUGGUGAGCCAACGGGGGUGUUGUAUGGGCACAUUCAUGGCGCAAUCAACAUCCCAGUCGAUGUCAUCUAUGACUGGAAGGCGAACAAGUGGCGCUCAUCCGAGGAAAUCGAGCAGGUCUUUAAUUAUGCCGGUCUCAUACGUCAGAAGCCUGUGAUAGUCUAUUGUUCCACUUCUCUACGGUCGUCACUGGUGUGGUGGGCACUGAAGCGUUUGAAUUACGACGCCAGAAUCUACUUCGGCGGCUGGCCCGAGUGGGUCGUACGGGCGCCCGACGAGUUGAAAGUGCUAGGAAGAACUGUUGGUCGAUAA